This is a messenger RNA of Macrosteles quadrilineatus (aster leafhopper), 3312 nucleotides long. Its product is annotated as lithostathine-1-beta-like. NCBI's taxonomy places the organism in Eukaryota, Metazoa, Arthropoda, Insecta, Hemiptera, Cicadellidae. The record is from RefSeq and is a predicted model, not a curated record. The coding region runs from base 64 to 651 and encodes 195 amino acids. The transcript has 4 exons.
GUCGCGGUGCAGUGCAGUACCUAGUGCUGAAGAUUAUAUGAGUGGAUUAACACGUGAAUCAACAUGAGGACGUUAACACUUCUUCUGUCUUGGAUAUCUGUAGCAUCAGCUGCCAUCAGCGUAGACGGGAUGGACCGAAGGAAGUACCAAUGUCCAGACAACUUUGUCCGCGUGGCGAGCAGCUGCUAUUACCUCAGUGUGUACAUGGAUACGUGGCACGGAGCGACAUUCACUUGCCAAACUAUGAACGGCAGCCAUCUUGCUGCACCAGACAGAAAAUGGAAGGACAGGCGGCUCAAGAAACUUCUUAGCAUGGACAUGGCUGCACGCCUAGAGAGGUGGAUCGGAGGCAUUUUUGACUGGGGCAGACACAAAUGGGUGUGGGGAAUCACAGGUCGACCAAUCAAAUACCAGGGAUUUUCUCGCCACUCAAAAACGGGGGAUGAGUGGCACUGCAUGGCUAUGGAUCCAGUCUACCUUUACCGCUGGAAAUCAGAGAGCUGCCUCAAUCGUAAACACUUCAUCUGCGAGCUUCCCCUGCGCAACAUUGGGGCAAAACCCACCGACAUCUACCCUCGGAAACGCAAGGGCGGGAAACAUCGGAGGAAACAGCGCAAGAAGAUGAACAAGGAACCAAACAGCAUUUUGUAAAUAGACUAGAAUGAAGAGCUUGAGCGGAUAACCUUAACUUGAAAGAUAAAAAUACACUAGAGUCCUGCUAGUCCAAACCGCCUAUUAAAAAACCUGUUUCGAACCUGGUAAAAGGUUCUAAGACCAUCUAUACAUUAAAAUUCAUGCUUUAUUCUGUAAAUCGAACCAGGGUGUCCAACCGACCUAGAAACCAGGAAUUACGUGAAUUUUAAAGACCAGGGAAAAUUCUGAGAAUAGUAGGCUAAUCUACAUAAAUUGUGUAUGGAAUCGGGAAAUUUGGUAGAAUUCCCAAUAGCUUAUGGCCAAGUGCCAAUUUUUUUAUGAAAUACCAUUGGUUCUCUUUUAACAUUGUCAUAAAGUAAGAAACAUUUACUACUUCUCUGUGCAGGAUGAUCGCAGGAGAUGAUUACGGUUUCUCCAUGAUCUUGGGAGAAAUAUUAUCGCUAUUUCACGUCUUAAAUAUCAAAUUUGAUUUUGUUACGCAAUUUUACUGAUUUUUAAAUAAUUUGAAUAACUUUCUAAUGAGAACAGUACAGAAAGUUAAUAUACAGCAUUGUACGUGUUAUUAAAUUUACGGAAAGUAAAUAAAAGAUAUGUCUACUAACACUUCAAACCAAUAUUUACGCUUAUUUUUUCAUUCGCCUAUUGGAUCUGAUGAUGAUUGGGUCUGGAGUGUCCAAUCGAAAUUGAUCACCACCACUUACCAUCAUUUAUGUAUAUUUAACGUCUUGUGGGUUAACAGUAAAAGCUUAAAUAUGUAUUUUAAGUGUUAUUAGACGAUCUUUUAUUUACUUUCCGUAAAUUUAGUAACACGUACAAUGCUGAUCACAAAGUUAUUUAAGAACAGUGUCCGGUCCCUAUUAAAAUUAGCAGGAAUAUGGUGCUCCUUAUUAAUAAGACCUCAAGUUAUGGACCUAAUUUGUAGACCUUGUACUUUAAUGUAAUUUAAUGAAAUUAACUAUAACAUUUUUAACCACCCACCUGUAUGUUUAGUUAGGUAUAACUUAGGAAGUUGGAUAGAAUAGGUAUUAAAUAGAUUUUUUUGUGAUUUUAUUAGUGUGAUAAGAAAACUAUUGCUUUAUACUAAUACCUGGAUUUGUCAAAGAAUAAGCUAAGCUAAGAGACCUUUGUUAUGUUAACGGAAUGCAAAUUUAAACAGAUCACUCUCCAAAAUUAUUUUUAAAAUUGAGUGCUGAUAGAAUGCCAAAAAAAAGAACAUCUACCAUAACCUAUGAACUUAAUCCAGAAUAAAAGUUAAAAUUAAAAACGUAUGCCUAACUAAAAUUGUUUAUAGUGAAUACAGAUUUUGGUUGGGUAACAUAAAAUUUCGUUACCAUAUAUACACUAUAGUAUUAUCUGAUAUGUAAGUUAUUAUGACAUACCCUAAUUAUAAUAAUAAUAAUAUUAAAGAUUGUGUUCUCUGUGAUUUUACUUGUUGUAAAUUAGUUAGAAGCUAUUAUUAAUAUUUUUUCUAUGGAUUUCAAACUAAAAACAAAUACUUCAAUUUCUGUAUAUCAUAAUAUCACCUUACCAUAGUAAGAAGGCUCAAUAGAGUGACAUAAAGCUUUCUUAAGAAGUUACAAUGACCUAACUCUUUAAUUUAAAAAAAUUUUCUCAACGGUAAGUAGAAACUACUAGGUGUACAAUGCAGUUGUCUGCUUGCAAUAUUGAGCGGAGCCAGCAUAUUAAUUCAAUGUCAAUUAUAUAUUUGGUUCGCAUAAAUGUAAUGCCUAUUUACUGAUUCUAAAGUCAAUGGUACGUCCGGUUCACGUAGACGGAUUGAUUACUUGUAGUAUCCAAACUCAAUGGUGCAUGUAAAUGAAUAGUCUACUUGCAGUAUCCUAAAUCAAUUGUCCAUUUAUUUCGUUCAUUUAGAUAAAAUGCCGAAUUGCAGUAUCCGAAGUCAAUGGUGGGCUUAGGCCUACUUCUGCUUCACUUAUAUGGGAUGUCUAUGUGCAGUAUUCAAAGUACGUCAAAUGAUACGUCGGGUUCUUGUCAAAGAAUUGUCUAAUUGCAGUAUCGAAACUAUGAGUGUUAUAUUUGGUUCACCUUAAUGGAAUUCCUAUUUGUAGACUGCAAAUAGGAAUUGCAGUGCAUAUUCAUUAGUCUACAUUUAGUAUUCAUAGUCAUAAGUCUACAUUAAUGGCACGUCUUGCUCACAUAAAAUACUGAAAAAGUUAUUUACAGAAUCCAAACGCAAUAUGGUGCAUUCGCCUAAUUCUGGCAACCCUUAUGGUUAUUCAUUUUGUAGUAAAUUAUGCUCAAUGCUAUUAAUCAAAAGCAGGAGUGUAGGAUAAGAGAAGUUAAAGUCAAUGAUAUAAGAGCUUUGCUACGCUCUGCUCAAUAAUUUCUAUAUCCUGCAAAUGAAUCAUGGUAAACCUAUGCGAAACCUGCAUUAUUAAAAGGCAAUAACGAUUAUUAUUUGAGAUCGCAGGUUCGAAUCUCCUCGGCGGCCUUAAAAUUUUGCUUCUGAUUUUGUUAGAAUAUGAUUUUCUCUUAACUUCACUGAUCAGUUUUUUUAGACAUUUAUAACUUAAUUUUGUGAUAAGAAUGCAUUUUUAGCGAAUUUCCCAUAUAGGGAAUAAGCUAUUACCGUAGUACUCAUGGUAAGACCUGGACGCGGGACCGAUUUUUUUUUUCGUUUUGAGGUCCCUAGAGGCC